Messenger RNA from Haliaeetus leucocephalus (bald eagle), 970 nucleotides. RefSeq names its product histone H2A.V. Gene Ontology annotation, cellular component: nucleosome. NCBI's taxonomy places the organism in Eukaryota, Metazoa, Chordata, Aves, Accipitriformes, Accipitridae. The transcript has 5 exons. Bases 463 to 948 code for a protein of 161 amino acids. The record is from RefSeq and is a predicted model, not a curated record. Gene Ontology annotation, molecular function: protein heterodimerization activity; DNA binding; structural constituent of chromatin.
GUUUUCUACUGAUAAAAGUAACUCUUGAUGCUUCACUGCAGUGAAGGCAGCGUCAAGUUGGCGCUUCAAAGCGAUUCUAGACACGUCUCCAAGUCAUCCCUCAGCCGCUCUCCUAACAAACGAGAGCCAACUGCUUCUACAGACACUCCUGUCCGGGUGUCGGCUGCCAAAACAUUGAGCGGUUUUGCCAGGUGCCAGCAAUCCCGCAGCCGGAUCACCGCUGGCAGCCUCGGGGAAGAACCCACCUGUGCUUGGUGCUGCGGGAUGCCGGCCUGGCUCUCCUGCCAACCUGGCCCAGCGCCGCUUCGUGCUUUAUCACCUCCAGAUUAAAUAUUUCCCCCUUUAAACUGGGCUGGCGCUCCCCAGCCGGUGCAAGCGCAUGGUGUUAACUCCCACUUCACUGGGACGGGACGUGGAUCUUGGACAUUCCCGUGUUAAGCUGGUGUCUUAUUUUAAGGAUUAAUGCGCUCAGUUAGCGUCACCUCUGUCUCCUGGGUAUCUCUGGAUCCUGCAGUUCUCCUAAAUGAGUGGGAAGGCCUGGUGGCAGCUUUCAGCUCCCUCACAGCUGGUGGUAAGGCGGGGAAGGACAGUGGGAAGGCCAAGGCGAAGGCGGUGUCGCGCUCACAGAGAGCCGGGCUGCAGUUCCCGGUGGGCCGGAUCCACAGACACCUGAAGACUCGCACCACCAGUCAUGGGCGAGUGGGUGCCACCGCUGCCGUCUACAGCGCCGCCAUCCUCGAGUACCUCACUGCUGAGGUGCUGGAGCUGGCGGGGAAUGCUUCGAAGGAUCUCAAAGUCAAGCGGAUCACUCCCCGUCACUUGCAGCUGGCGAUCCGUGGCGAUGAAGAGUUGGAUUCCCUGAUCAAAGCCACCAUUGCCGGUGGAGGUGUUAUCCCCCACAUCCACAAGUCUCUGAUUGGGAAGAAGGGACAACAAAAAACGGCAUAGAGAGGAGGAAAAAAAAAAAAAA